Molecule: messenger RNA, 5496 nt
Organism: Diceros bicornis minor
Lineage: Eukaryota; Metazoa; Chordata; Mammalia; Perissodactyla; Rhinocerotidae
Gene: SLC9A8
Product: solute carrier family 9 member A8
Exons: 16
Coding region: 62-1804 (580 amino acids)
Biological process (GO): sodium ion transport; proton transmembrane transport; regulation of pH
Cellular component (GO): membrane; Golgi apparatus
Molecular function (GO): sodium:proton antiporter activity
Source: RefSeq, a predicted model, not a curated record
AGCGAAAGCGGGCCCUGCUAGCCCCCGGCUCCGAACUCGGUGGUCUUGGAGGCUCCGCAGGAUGGGGCAGAAGAUGGCGGAGGAGGAGUUCCCCAACACAACUCAUGAAGGUUUCAAUGUCACCCUCCACACUACCCUGGUUGUCACUACGAGACUGGUGCUCCCAACCCCUGCCAAGCCCAUCCUCCCCGUGCAGACGGGGGAGCAGGCUCAGCAGGAGGAGCAGUCAAAUGGCAUGACCAUCUUCUUCAGCCUCCUCGUCCUAGCUAUCUGCAUCAUACUGGUGCAUUUACUGAUCCGAUUCAGGUUACAUUUCUUGCCAGAGAGCGUUGCUGUUGUUUCUUUAGGUAUUCUCAUGGGAGCAGUUAUAAAAAUUAUAGAGUUUAAAAAACUGGCAAAUUGGAAGGAAGAAGAAAUGUUUCGUCCAAAUAUGUUUUUCCUCCUGUUGCUUCCACCUAUUAUAUUUGAGUCAGGAUAUUCAUUACACAAGGGUAACUUCUUUCAAAAUAUUGGUUCCAUCACCCUAUUUGCUGUUUUUGGUACGGCAAUUUCUGCUUUUGUAGUAGGUGGAGGAAUUUAUUUUCUCGGUCAGGCUGAUGUAAUCUCUAAACUCAACAUGACAGACAGUUUUGCAUUUGGCUCCCUAAUUUCUGCUGUUGAUCCAGUGGCUACUAUUGCUAUUUUCAAUGCACUUCACGUGGACCCAGUGCUCAACAUGCUGGUUUUUGGAGAGAGUAUUCUCAACGAUGCAGUCUCCAUUGUCCUGACCAACACAGCUGAAGGUUUAACAAGAAAAAAUAUGUCAGAUGUCAGUGGGUGGCAAACAUUUUUACAAGCCCUUGGCUACUUCCUCAAAAUGUUCUUUGGCUCAGCAGCGCUCGGCACUCUCACUGGCUUCAUCUCUGCAUUAGUGCUAAAGCAUAUUGACUUGAGGAAAACGCCUUCCUUGGAGUUUGGCAUGAUGAUCAUUUUUGCUUAUCUUCCUUAUGGGCUUGCAGAAGGAAUCUCACUCUCGGGCAUCAUGGCCAUCCUGUUCUCAGGCAUCGUGAUGUCUCACUACACACACCAUAACCUGUCCCCGGUGACCCAGAUCCUCAUGCAGCAAACCCUCCGGACCGUGGCCUUCUUGUGUGAAACAUGUGUGUUUGCAUUUCUUGGCCUGUCCAUUUUUAGUUUCCCUCACAAGUUUGAAAUUUCCUUUGUCAUCUGGUGCAUAGUGCUUGUACUGUUUGGCAGAGCGCUGAACAUUUUCCCUCUUUCCUACCUCCUGAAUUUCUUCCGUGAUCAUAAAAUCACACCGAAGAUGAUGUUCAUCAUGUGGUUUAGUGGCCUGCGGGGGGCCAUCCCCUACGCCCUGAGCCUGCACCUGGACCUGGAGCCCAUGGAGAAGCGGCAGCUCAUCGGCACCACCACAAUCAUCAUCGUGCUCUUCACCAUCCUGCUGCUGGGCGGCAGCACCAUGCCCCUCAUCCGCCUCAUGGACAUCGAGGACGCCAAGGCGCGCCGCAGGAACAAAAAGGACGUCAACCUCAGCAAGACGGAGAAGAUGGGCAACACCGUGGAGUCGGAACACUUGUCGGAGCUCACCGAGGAGGAGUAUGAAGCCCACUACAUCCGGCGGCAGGACCUCAAAGGCUUCCUGUGGCUAGACGCCAAGUACCUGAACCCCUUCUUCACACGGCGGCUGACCCAGGAGGACCUCCACCACGGGCGCAUCCAGAUGAAAACCCUCACCAACAAGUGGUACGAGGAGGUGCGCCAGGGCCCCUCUGGCUCCGAGGACGACGAGCAGGAGCUGCUGUGACUGAGCAGGUGCUGUGGCCUCUGGGCAGGCAGGGCCGCCACGCUGCCACCCGGCCUCGCCAAGGCUCCCAGGACAGACCCCCAGCAAAGGCCCCCAGAGGCGCAUGCGUUUGGCCUCCAGGGCAGAUGCAGGCACGUGAGGCUUUGUAACUCGAACUUCCCAGGCCUUUGGAGCCAGCGGCUGUUUCUGAAACGCGUCAUCUCCACAUUCCUCGCUGAGCCGGCCCUCUGCUCGCAGUUGCUCCUCAGCCCGAGAUUGGAGGGACCACCUGUCAGGUAAAUGUUUCCUUCCGCCUCUGCAGCUGAGGCCAGCAGUCACCUGUCAAGACAUUCCUCUCCUGAGAGGAGAAGUGCUGCUGUGGAGCCUGCCGUGACCGGGUGUGCUCAGGGAGCAUUGUUUCGAAGUUUCUGCCAUUUGCGACCCCACGAGCCGCCUGCUGAGGCCGGGCUGUCCCUGCUGGCCUGGGUGUCUGACUGCCGUGUUCCUUUGCGUCAUCAAGGUGCCUCCGGCCUCAGCAGCAGCAGUUCUGAAGUGGCAGGCUCAGAAAUCGUGAAAAGCGCACACUCCCCUUUAUGAUGUUGCCUGCACUCCGAGGAAGAAAAACUGAGUGACCUUUCUCUUCGUGACUUCUGACGGGCAUCUCGCAGGCUGUCUCCCUGGGUGGCAGGCAGCUCCUGCCCUUCUCUGGGAAUACUGUGAGUGUUUCCACUGGUACUGAGCAUGAGGGCACAGGCCCAUUGGAAGCUGCGUCCCUGGGGUUUGGGGAUGAAGGAGCCUGUUCUGUGGGGUCAGAGCGCCCUCUAGAGGGAGAAGCUAGAGGUACAAGUUUUAUGCGGGCCUGCAGCCGCUGUCUGAAUUCAGUUUAAAUUCAUGCACUUUUACAAAGUUGUAAGAGCCUGGCAGGCGCCUCCCUCACCUCAGUUCCCUAGUUGGCGGUCCUCGUUUGUCCAGAGGCCCCUUUUCCUGGGCUCCACGGGGUCUGCCCGCCGUGUGCCUGCUGCUGCCUUCACCGCUGAUGAGCAUUUCCUCUCUCCCUCUCCCCAGUCUCUACUGUCUUGGGUCCCAUUUGUCCCCCAGGCCAGGGUCCCAGCUCACCAGAGCAGCUGUGCCCCACGCCCCUCCCCUGCUACCCUCCCCCACCCAGGACUCCAGUGGCCUCCGGAACAUUGCCUGCAAUCCCCAAGCAGCCACUGCCACCCCAGGACUCGUUUGUUCCCAGAGUGUGUGCACACGUUUUUUCUCUGACACUCACACACCGGGCCAUCCCCAUGGUCCCGGCCCCUGGGCCGUCUCGGGGUGAGCAGCUGCCCAUCAUGUCCAGGUGAAAUGGAGUUGCUGACUUGCGCAUCCACUCCUCACUGGCCCUUGAACAAGCCUCGUACCUGCUUGCCUUUGCCCGGCUGUGGGCUACGGCUGUUCCCUUGUGUGGCUCAGGGUCCCGGCUGGAGCCUGGGGACUUGGCACCCUCUGGGCUGGUUUAAUUCAUCAUGGGCAUGUCCUUGGUUCUCUGUGGUGGUCCCUGGGCUGGCAGCAAGUACGUUUCUAUCUCUUCUGCCUCAGGGAGCGUGGCUCUGGGUGUCGGGAAGGACUGACUCAGGACGCUCCAGGAUGCGUGUGCCCAGCCCACAAGGCCAGGCCCCUGCCCACACGCCUUCCCUUUGCCCAGAAGUGUUAGUGUGAGGCCAGUCAGGCAGGAAGCAUGCAGUUUCCUUUUUACGCAUGAAAAGUAAAUUUGUACUUAGUAGAGCUAAAAUAUGAUCUUUUUUUUUUCUGUAAUCUCUCACCUUAACCCCAUAAUUUGAGCCAAACAGGAUUAUUUUACUGUACCUGACAUCCCCACUGGAGGAAUAAUGCCAUGCAUAAUCCUGGUCUCCGCCAUUUCCUAUUUCCUUUUAGUGGAAAAGUAAGAGAAGAGGUCAGAGAGGGAGGGGCCUUUGUCUACAUAAUUUACUUUCUCCUCUGAGAUUCAGGGUCUGAUCUCAGAGGUGUAAGUUGCAUUGCAAACUCAAUAGCUUGACAGAAAAAAAUAUUUUUGGCUGAGUUCACAGAUAAGCAAUGAAAAUAGGAUCUUCUCAAUUCACACUGCCCCUUGUCACCAGGUCCCACCUGGCCUCCCACUGUUACCUGAGACCUGAAAUCAACACUGUCGUAGAGAAGCACCUGGGGGCUUGGUGGAAGGUCCCCAAGACUUGGCCUGGGGGCGGUGGGCACCUUUCCUGGCUGGAACCAGCACCAGCCUGGAUCGCCUGUGAGCCUCUUCUGCCCCCUGCUGGCUGAGUGAGGGGUUAGCAGCCUGGGAGAGCAUUCCCCUGGGGAGAGGGUAUCUGUUCUCCAGCAGUCUCUGCUGUUCACCUUUGGAAUAGGCAAAAGCCCAUAGAGAUAUAUUUUUCUGGCGGAUUUUUUUUAAAUGUCUUUGCCUGAGAAUCAAAAAUUGCUGCUGUCUACCUUUAGCAUACCUAAUAAUUCUAGUUUGGGUAAUAAAUGCCUAGAAGACAAAAAGAUAUCCAGCGUAACUGUCACUUCCCGCAUAUUUACUUUCUUUUAGGUCUAGGCCAUGGGACAGGAGAGCGACAGCACGUAGAGAAGGGGAUACUUCAGAGUGAGGUGAAGGCUGUGAAGUCAGCGAGUGCCUUGGGGAAGCUGGCUGGUUAGCCGGUGAACUCAGAAGACAUGCCUGUCCUGGGCAGCGGGGGGGCCGUGCGGCAGCCAGCCCCACACCCCAAGGCUCCCCCUGCAGCCCUGUCGUUGUAGGACCCCUGGGAACAACCAUACCCUGGGGCUUGGAGUGUGAGGCCUUACCAGGAAAGAAGCUGGCUUUUCCUAGGUCCCCAGAGAUUAAGUUUGGGCUGGGCUGGGCCAAGGCCAGGUGGAAGGUGGCUCCGUUGCGUCUGGUGCUCAGACACUCAGGGGCAGAACUGAAACCCUCCCACUCCCAGACCAGCCACCUCUUUCACAGUGGGAAUGCCGGCCAGGUCACAGCUGAUGUGAGGCCAAGUGGCAGGGCCUGGCCCAGAAUGCUGGCAGCUCCUGAGUACCCCAUGUCAGCCCAGGGAGGCCCCAGUAUGCCUGCAGAUUCCUUUGUGUGCAAUGAAAUGCGGAAAGAUUGGUGAGUGUGUAUCUGUCUCUCCAAAACCCACGUUCAAGGUGCCAUCCGCAAGACUUGGGCUCACGAGGUCCCAGGUCCACAUUCUCACAGGGGCCCACACAUUUGGCGAGGUCCUCAGCGGGGUGGCCACAGCCAGGAUCCCACUUCUGCUUUGGUGUGGAGAGGGAGGGUGGGGCAGGGUGGUGGCUGGCUUCUCCUCAGCCAAGUCACAGCCGUCAAAGGUGCAGGCAUGGCCUGGGGUGGAUCUGCUCUUAGAACUGGUCCCUGAGUCAGGUGUGAGGAGGCCUCUCUCAGCAGCAGUGAGCUGCCAUUGAUUAGGACUUGAAAUGUGAAACAGAGAGAGGGUCCCCGGAUCCUUCCCCAUUCCCUCCAGAAUGCAGGUAUGUGUUUCUCCUGUUGGCUGGUAGGUGGGGAAACCAAAUCUGAAAUGUUCCUGAUACAGCAGCUAGAACAUUAAAAGUUGUUCUACCAGGAACCCGGUCUCCAAAGCCCCAGGCAAUAUGCUGUAGAUGAAAACACCACACUCAGAGUGAAGGCUUAGAGAGAAGCAGCAGCCACACUCCCGUCCAUGUAAGCUCCUGCCGUU